Messenger RNA from Racocetra fulgida, 252 nucleotides. Lineage: Eukaryota; Fungi; Glomeromycota; Glomeromycetes; Diversisporales; Gigasporaceae. The record is from the annotation of a GenBank genome assembly.
AUGGUAGAUUUUGUACUUCGUCUCAGAGAUUUAGAAAAUAAAACACUUGAACUUUUCGUUUGCGAAAUCGCUGGAGGACCAUACAAUUUGAAGUCAGAUAAAAUUUUAUUGGAUAAAAAUAAAGUUUUUCGAGAACUUCGUGAUAUGUUAGCAGAAAUUGUUGGAUAUUUUAUAACUAAUUAUCAGAACCGGUUAACAGAAGACAUUGUAAAUCAACUUCAUGAAUUAAAAGUAUAUGCCGCUAUUGGUUAA